Sordaria macrospora k-hell is the source of this 1134-nucleotide messenger RNA. RefSeq lists its product as uncharacterized. The record is from RefSeq and is a predicted model, not a curated record. NCBI's taxonomy places the organism in Eukaryota, Fungi, Ascomycota, Sordariomycetes, Sordariales, Sordariaceae.
AUGUGCAUCCAGGAGAUCAGCCAUAACACCUAUACCAAUGGGACGCGGCCCGACGUCACCGAGAGGGUUUACAACUGCCACAAGGGCUUGUGCGAUUUCCCCACUGUCAAACAAAUCUGGCAGACGCUUCCCGAGAAGUCGAACAGAAGCGAGCCCAGGUACCCUGGAUACCUGCCUGUCCAUCUGCCGCCUACACCUCGUGAAUCCAAGGAGCCUUCGCCCGUAGGCAAGCGGGACUCCGGAUACCUCCAUGGCACUCGGGUUUCCGAGCCUUCGCGCUCGUCGAGACAUAAUGACGACCACCCGAAUUACAAGUAUGGCAGCAGCCCAUCUGACAGCAAGCCUAAGGCGGAUGUCUACACGCGUCCCUCCGUUGUAGUCACACACAACUACAACGUCCCUCAGGAGGAUAACACUCGUCGACGCUCUGAGCGCGACCCUAGCCCGGGCCCCGGCCACUCUGGUCACUACAAGCAGCACUCCAAGAAAGACUCUGGAUUUGAGUUCAUCAAUCUCGCCGACGAAGACCGUAAACGCCGUCGCGCCGGCCGUCCCUCUGAUGCCGUUUCCACCACCGCUACCACCGGCAUUGUUCCCGCCUCUCGCCCUCCCCGCACCGGCGACAACACUGGCCGCUACGGAUCCAGCCCCACCGGCCCCAGCGGCAUGGACUCACUUCGCCGCAGGAACAGCGUCUCCUCUCGCAACGAUGACUCUGGCCGUACACCUCGCCCAAGAACCGUUUCAGGAGGCUCUCGCUCUCGCGCCUCAUCCGUCGGCGUCCGCUUCGCCGACGACGUUGUCGAGCUCAAGGGCAUUCUCAAGAAGCCCGCUGGUACCCGCGAGGACAGCAACGAGCGCAGCAAGGAUCGCAGCACCAAGGGAAAGGGAGUGGAGGUGGAGAUGAGCAUUGAGGAGCUGAGGAGGUCGGUCGCGGACCUGGGGCUCAGGGGAGCCACCCGGGACCGGAACGUGGAGAAGGAGAGCAAUGUCUCUUUGUCUCUCACCGGGUCGAUGGCGAGCAUCGAUUACGAUCGGUUGAGGAGCAGGUUCGAGAGGGAUAACGGUGGAAGCACUGGGCGACAUGGAGGGAAUCGGGCCACCAGGAAUGGGGAUAGGUACGAUUAUUAUUGA